AUGAAGCCCACCCACUGGGAUCCUUAUUUUGACAGGCUAUGUCAAAAACUGUCUGUCUGCCUUGACAUUUCAAGACGUAGCCAGACUGGCUUGCCUGGCGACUUGUGGUGUAUGGCCACUCUUCGCCCCGUCUUUGUCAGAUCUGCGAGAGCUGGCAUUGCCUCUGACCUGGUUGAGGCCAUUCGGCAAUGCGUACUUCAAGCCCAGGGUUCACCUCCUUUAGCUAUCCUUGAUCCCAAAAUUCACUCAUGGACACCAUCUCCUGGCCUGCCAAUGUCAAGCAGCGACUUUCUACAACCAUCUACUAUGCAAACCGCCUCUGCCUUCUUGCCGCCAGCUCAGGUUCGACAACAUGACCUAACUUUGACAGACGAUCCGAACUCGGCAUCGCAAUACCUACCGUGCUCUGGAACGUAUGCAGUUUUGGAAUCAGGAGAACUGCUUUCGGCUCUUGGUGUUACCUGCCUAACCAGCUUGGUAGAAGGUGAGAACCUCUCUGGGGAAGUGAAUCUGAAUAUAAGAAGGUCGAUAGACCUUGGAACUCAGGGGGUUUGGCGUGCAGAACUAAGCAGCACAAGCUCAAUGCCAAGAGCUUCGGCCAAAUGCUUGAUGUUUCAUAAAGGCGUCACCUCGACGCCAAAUUAUGGCCCGCCCUUUAGGACUAUCGAUAACAUUUCCACCUCUGCAAAAGUCUUAACAUCGCAAUUUUCUUCUCCUGCUCCCCUUCUUCAUGUCAAUUCAAGAGCAGAUCCAUUUUCAGUAUCACUGCCCUUUCCAAGUCCACCUACAAAUGGUCUAUCGCCUGAUUUUUCAUGCCCAACAAUAUCAAUCGCUUCGGUACUAUCCAACUCCUCUGCUCACGACACUACAGCCGGAUAUCUAGUGUCGUCUAUUCCAACAAGUCUUAUUGACUCACCUGUAUCACCAACGGCCCAGAUGACCGCAAAAACAACUUAUCCGACUGAAAUGAGUGCUUCGAUUGCCAGUUGCUUUCAGACUAACCAGCUGGAAAAAUCUAUGUCAGUAGCCUCUAAAGGCCUCAAUUAUCCUGGUUUCAGCAGCAUAACAUAUAAUGACCCAGCAUUCGCAGAUUCAUAUUCUGUCCAGCAAGCCACAGCCUCCAAUAGGCAGUCGGAUUUGUUUACGACCGGCCCAUAUCAGCUAUCUGAUCAGCUGACAAGCCGAUAUUUUUCUCCUUUUGUAAAUUCGUUGUCAAGCGAAUUACUUUCACCCGCCGAGUCUGUAAUGCCGUUGUUGAAGAAACAAACCAUGCAUCCUCUCUCCUCUGGCCUCAAUGCAAUCGGCUGGACAACGAUCGUGCCUGUUGGGCAGACUACACCUAACUACCUUGCUAACAGAUUUAGCAAACCAACCACUCUGAGUGAUGGUAAAACUAUUGCAUUUAAUAACCCCAAAUUGACUGACAUGACAAGGUAUCUCAUACAUGCAUCCUCUCUUGGGCUGACCUACUCACCUUUGUCCUAUGCCCAACUGACAGAUCCAAGUAUCACACACGUGCUUCCCUUUCCACAAACUAAACUAGCUUCUUCUUCAGUGGUGGUCACAGCUUCUCCCACCAGUCUGACGACAUUCACUGGUGUGCCGAAUUUUGCCUUUCCAAGCGGUUUAGGAGCUUCAAUCUCUGCCUACUGCCCAUGCAUCGCAUGCCAACAAAUGGCAGCAGAUUCAGCCAGAAUUCUUGUCUCAAUGGCAGUUGGCCUGACACCAUCGGCUUCUCUCCCUCCAAAUUUAACUUUAAUUUCUGGACAAUUAGCCGAAACUCAUACUUUGGCUAACCAGCCCUCAGUUCAUCCUGGACUACCAACUAAUUCAGGAAACUUAGAUGGUCACAAUGAAGACAAAAGUGUCUGCUCGGCCAGUGCGGUCGAGGAGAGAGGCACGUGCAAAGUCAGCUAUCUGGUUGUGCAAGCAGGAGCCAAAACAAGGUUUACUUGCGAUGUAAGCCCUACUUUGAAAGAUACUAAUGGUCGGAAUAAAUUUGAUUACAAUAGCAGGAUUAAAACGAGUGUAAUAUAG
Molecule: messenger RNA, 2037 nt
Organism: Protopolystoma xenopodis
Lineage: Eukaryota; Metazoa; Platyhelminthes; Monogenea; Polystomatidea; Polystomatidae
Source: the annotation of a GenBank genome assembly